AUCAAACAAUACAAGCAAAAAUCGCCGGGAAGUCAUUGAGUCAAGUACGCCACGUGUCGCGCCCUUUGAGAAGACUCCUUGCCACGCGCCUCUAUAGAAACCAAUGCUACAUCAUUCUUUUCCAAUUCCGGCAACAAUGGUCCACCUUCAAUCUCAUCUCCUUCAAAUUCCAUGCUUCCGGCUCCAUAAUCCUCCUCCCUAAACUUCCAUUUCCACGCCUUCGGCGGCCUCCCCGAUCGUUUUAUUUGCUAUUCUGACGAGGCCAAGAAUGGCUAUUGGAUUUAAAUACUGGGAUGAUUGUGUUGACCCCGAAGAUAUGGAAGCAAUGUGGAAUUACCCUGAAGUAUGCGCUGAAUGGUUAGAUGCUGGGGAAUCCAAAACGCAGAAGGUCCACCUCUCAAGGGAUCCAGACGGACAGCCUUAUUUGACUCAGACAGAGAUGAAGGCAGUGGCAGAUAUCAUUGUGCGGAGGCACUUUGAGUCCAAUAUAGAUUCUGAAAUGAUCUGCGCCAUAGCGGAACUCGAGAGUGAUAGACAGCCUCUUGCUAUGCGUUAUCAAAAAAAAACCAAAGAGACAACAUUAGGGAUCAUGCAAUUAACACUUAAAACUGCUGGGUGGUUGGUCAGUGAAUUGGGUUAUCAGUCUUAUGGAUUAGAAGGGAACCCAGAUGUCCUGAACAAGCCCUUUGUCAGUGUAUAUUUUGGGGCUGCUUACCUUAAAUGGUUAUCAAGCUUUGAGAAUAAAGAAAGAAGCGAGGAGUUUGUAGUUAGGGCCUAUAAAGGUGGUACAAAGAAGGCGACUCAUAAAUCAACUCUACCAUACUGGAAACGAUAUCUAUCAGUAAAAGAAAGUCUUCCAUCCAGGAAACAUAUCAAUGAAGCCUCCACCUCUGCUACGUCCCAUCCAACUGCUUCAGGGAAUACAGAGGGUGCAGCUAUUGUUUAUACAUUUUGGGAUUCUCGAGCGACUCCCGAGGACAUGGAAGAGAUGUGGAAUAAUCCUCAUGUUCUAAAAGAGUGGAAUAAGUCUGGGGAGAAAAAGGGCAAUGUACGUUUUUCUCAUGAUUUAAAGAAAAGACUCUAUGUUUCCCGAGUAGAAUUGAAGGCGGUUGCUGAGAUUAUUAUUUCGAAACAUUUCAGUACAAAAGGAGUUAAACCAACGGUUCUUUGUGCUCUGGCAGAGGUAGUCAGCAUGCGCUUUAUUAAUGGGGUUGGAUCGCGUCCUGGAAUAAUGGGGAUUGACUAUUCAACUGCAUUUUGGCUUUAUAUGGAAUUGAGCUACAGAGCAUAUAGACUUGAAUCUGUUGAUGACUUAACCAAGCCAUUUGUGUCCAUGUAUUUUGGUGCUGCCUACUUCGAUUGGUUAUCUGAAUAUGAAGGGAGGGAACGAACUCUGCAGUUUGUUGUUCAGGCUUACAUAGCCGGGCCACAAAAUGUGGAUCUUCAAGAAACAGGUCCUCUGUGGCUCAAAUUUGAGGAAGCAUUGAGUAACUACGAUCACAAUAAGAGUGGCGCUCACGGGAGCUGUUCCAUCAUGUAAACCAGGCAUUUAUCUCACCAUUUGUUUUCAUCCACAACUCGUCCAUGAACCCUCGCGACAAGAGAAGGAUGGAGGCAAGAUAUUCAUUCCAUGCACACGACAAAACUGAACACCAGUUAGCCUUUGAAGUUAUUUGUUUUGUAGAGUACAGCAACAUUACCAAAAAAAAUCAGUUCCAUAGAUUCUUAUUUUUUUCUUCCCCUUUGCUGCUUUCUCCUUUUUCCGAAUUUUUUCUUCUCUAUUCAAACUUGAACUUGUGUUGUCGUCGUCUUCUUCUUCUUCUUCUUCUUUUGUUAUUAGUUUCUUUAUGAGCAUACUUUGAGGCUUCUCUUUAAUCAUUCCCAGUCUAUCUAUGGUGAUAGCUCACUAACA
Cucurbita pepo subsp. pepo (vegetable marrow) is the source of this 1912-nucleotide messenger RNA. The record is from RefSeq and is a predicted model, not a curated record. Lineage: Eukaryota; Viridiplantae; Streptophyta; Magnoliopsida; Cucurbitales; Cucurbitaceae.